UGUGAACCGGAAGUAUUGAUCAUAGAUCAAAUAUCCAAAAUGGCGUGGCAGCCACAAGAAAGUGGAUUACAACAAAUUCUUCAGUUGUUAAAAGAAUCCCAGUCGCCAGAUACAGCAACGCAACGCGCAGUUCAACAAAAAUUAGAAGAGUUGAACAAAUUCCCAGACUUCAACAACUAUCUGAUAUUUGUUUUGACAAAAUUAAAAAAUGAAGAUGAUCCUACAAGGUCCCUCAGUGGUUUGAUCUUGAAGAACAAUGUGCGGGCGCACUUUGACAAGUUCCCACCAGAGGUGUCUUCCUUUAUCAAGGCAGAAUGUCUCAACAGCAUUGGUGAUCCCUCUCCGCUCAUCAGGGCCACCAUUGGCAUUCUGAUCACGACGAUUGUUGCCAAGGGAGACCUUCGCAGCUGGCCAGAGCUGCUACAGUCCCUUUGUCAGUGCUUGGAUUCGGAGGAUUAUAACAUGUGUGAGGGUGCCUUCGGAGCCUUGCAGAAAAUAUGUGAAGACUCUGCAGAAGCCCUUGACAGCGACCCCAACAGGCCCCUUAAUAUUUUGAUACCCAAGUUCCUUCACUUCUUCAAGCAGCAGAGUCCCAAAAUCAGGUCUCAUGCAAUUGCGUGUGUCAACCAGUUCAUUAUCAGUCGGACACAGGCUCUUAUGGUGCAUAUUGAUGCAUUUAUAGAGAACCUGUUCUACCUGGCGUCAGAUGAUGACACCGAAGUGCGUAAGAACGUGUGCCGAGCCCUGGUCAUGUUGGUGGAGGUGCGCAUGGACAGACUCAUGCCGCAUAUCAACAGCAUCAUUGAGUACAUGAUGAUGCGCACCACUGAUGAUGACGACACGGUGGCGCUGGAAGCGUGUGAGUUCUGGCUCUCCCUGGCCGAGCAGCCCAUCUGCAAGGAUGUGCUCACACCUCACAUUGAGAAGCUGGUGCCCAUACUAGUCAAUGGCAUGAAGUACAGUGAGAUAGAUAUCAUACUGCUGAAGGGCGACAUUGAGGAAGAUGAGAUGAUACCAGACAAGGAGUCUGACAUCAAGCCUCGCUUCCACCGGGCCAGGUCACACAACCAGAAGCACCAAGAGGAUGGUGAGGGCGGGGGAGAUGGUGAUGGCGAUGAUGAUGAUGACGAUGAUGGUCUAGACGAUGACGACAGUUUGUCAGACUGGAAUCUACGCAAGUGUUCAGCAGCUGCCCUGGAUGUGCUGGCCAAUGUGUUCCGUGAGGACAUCCUGCCCGUGCUGCUGCCCAUCCUGAAGGAGAUCCUGUUCCACGCUAACUGGGAGAUCAAGGAGUCGGGCAUCCUUGUGCUGGGCGCCAUCGCGGAGGGCUGCAUGAACGGCAUGAUACCUCACCUGCCUGAACUCAUACCCUACUUGAUUGGGUGCCUGUCAGACAAGAAGGCCCUAGUUCGGUCGAUCACCUGCUGGACCCUCAGUCGGUAUGCCCACUGGGUUGUGGGGCAGCCCCACGACAUGUACCUGAAACCUCUCAUGACUGAGCUUCUGAAGCGAGUACUGGAUGCCAACAAGCGUGUGCAGGAGGCGGCAUGUUCAGCCUUUGCCACGCUGGAGGAGGAGGCGUGUACUGAGCUCGUGCCCUACCUGGGCUUCAUACUGGAGACACUUGUGUUCGCGUUCAGCAAGUAUCAGCACAAGAACCUGUUGAUAUUGUAUGAUGCUAUUGGCACACUGGCAGACUCUGUUGGACACCAUUUGAAUAAACCAGAGUAUGUGAGCAUGUUGAUGCCACCGCUGAUUGAGAAGUGGAAUGUACUCAAGGACGAGGAUAAGGACCUCUUCCCAUUGCUUGAGUGUCUGUCCAGUGUGGCCACGGCCCUGCAGUCUGGAUUCCUGCCGUACUGUGAGCCCGUCUACAGACGCUGUGUGUCUCUGGUGGAGCAGACCCUUGCACAGAACAUGGCCAGCAUGCAGAACCCAGAGCAGUUUGACCCACCUGACAAGGACUUCAUGAUUGUGGCCCUGGACCUGCUGAGUGGGCUGGCAGAGGGCCUCAACCAACAGAUAGAGGGACUCGUAUCCAAUAGCGACAUACUCAAGUUCCUGUACCAGUGUAUGCAGGACCCAAUGCCAGAGGUUCGACAGAGUUCCUUUGCCCUGCUAGGGGACCUUACAAAGGCCUGCUUUCAGCAUGUAAAACAGUGCAUAGGUGACUUCAUGCCCAUUCUGGGUCACAAUCUGAACCCUGAGUAUAUAUCAGUGUGCAACAACGCCACUUGGGCUAUAGGAGAAAUUUCAAUCAAAAUGGGCGCAGAAAUGAAAGAGUAUAUACCAGUUGUGUUAGGAAAUCUAAUAGAGAUCAUCAAUCGACCCAAUACUCCCAAAACACUGCUGGAAAACACAGCCAUUACUAUUGGUCGACUUGGGCUUGUCUGUCCCGGGGAGGUGGCACCAAACCUGCAGCAGUUUAUACGCCAAUGGUGCACAUCGCUGCGAAACAUCCGUGACAAUGAGGAGAAGGACUCUGCGUUCCGAGGCGUGUGUCACAUGAUCAGCGUGAAUCCAGGAGGCGUUGUUCAAGACUUUAUCUUCUUCUGUGAUGCUGUCGCCUCAUGGGUUCAUCCUAAAUCUGACCUGAAAGAGAUGUUCUAUAAGAUCUUGCACGGGUUCAAGGACCAGGUUGGAGAGGAGAACUGGAAGAAGUUCUCAGACCAGUUUCCAGUCCCACUUCGGGAACGACUCGCACAGCACUACGGGGUGUGACAGGUCCAGGGACGCGGGGAAAAACUGGGUAAACCUCUAAUCAAGGGCGGGAGGUGGGAGGGAUCUCUCCAUAACCUUACUUCGGACCUCGGUGGGCGGGCAUCGCGCUGGGAAGGGAGGGAGGGCACAGCAGGGGUCAACCAGGCCCCUGUCUACAUACGCGCCAGGGAAUAGGGGCUCUAGAUGGCGGUCAAAUCGCGGAACCGUCACUACCUUCGCGAAACAUGGGUGGGCACGCGUCAAUAAAGCUAUAAAUCGUGGGUGGGACCAUUAUCUCCGUUGUUGAGCUGUAGCGGACACCUUUAUCAACAUCAUCCAUCUGACAUUGCUGGCGUCUGGGACGGCCAUAGCCGAUCAUCGCGGAAGAACGUCAGACUGAGGACACACAAAAUGGUGGGAAAAAAAUCUUUCCAGUACCCACCUAAAAGAACACAAACAUGUGUGGACAAACAUAAUUAUGUUAUUAUGUUCUGUAAAGACUAAGCAUUUUAACUAGGAUGCCAAGGUUUCCAUCUGGAAUGUACUUCAAAUCUUUGCUUCUGAUGUAAAAUUCAUAUGAUGUUAUAUGUAGGCAUCCAGAGCAAGGCUAUAAGAUUGCAUCUAUAGCGGGUUUGAAAUUUUGCAAAGUUACGCACACACAAGUUUAUAGUCUGUUGAUUGAUAUUGUUAAAAUUGAAGUGAUACUCAUUCUUCAUCUACCCAUUUAUCAAAGUAAGCAUUUAAGGUUUUCAUCGAAGAUACUUUGUGCGAUAUGAUGAGCACUUUAAGGGCUGGUUUUAAUACAUGUAGGCUUUUUUUGGGGUUUAUCCGCGAAAUUUAGUACAGGGGAAGGUUUUUAAGAUUAUAUCCACAAAGUAUCUUCAAAGAAAACAGGAUUUGGACAUUCUCUGAAACUGAUCUUUGGAUAUGAUAAAACACUUAACUCUUGAAAUUCAACUAUUAAUUAAAAUAAAACAUUGAUUGAUAUACUGAUAAAUGGAACACCUUGUUUUGAAAACACUAAAAAACAAUUUGUGUUUGAUAAAAAUUAAAAUGAACCAUCAUAAAUAAAAAUUAAUGAAACAUAUUAGUUUCAAAAUAUUGAAACCUAUUUGAUUGCAUUGGUUUGAGUGAUUGUUCCUUGUGGCUGAGACCAUAGUUGUGUAACCAAUAUAAGCUAUUUAUUCCUAUUUAAUCGUGGAAUGUUUCUUUCGUUUCGAAAUCUUUGUGCUUAAAAGCAAACAGACAUUCCGAAUAAUUCUGCUGCAAAGGAUCUUAUCAUUCAUGGUCUAAUUUGUCCAGAGAAAAUUCUGGGAGAACCAGUCAAAAUAUUAAUUAAAGAAAAUAUGGACAAUUAGCAGUUAUAAAUGUUAAGUAUUUUUCGCUUUCUUGAAUAUCCAGAAUAAUAUAGAUUUCAAGAAAUAGAAUGCCGCAAGAACUUAUGAAAAUGCAUGAUUGUAUAUGCUUUAGUGAAAAUGGUGGAAUAGAGAAUACCAACUGAAGAUGGGGUAGAUGUGCAUGUAUUUAUUGUUCGUUUGUGUGAAUCAUUUUCAUGGACGGCCAAAUGGUUAUUCACAAACUACUUCGGAAUGUCUAGCUUAUUACACAGGUGUGAAUGUUGUCCUGCCUGACUGGUUUGUUGCAAAGCUAAUUAUUUCUAUCUCUAAAUGUAGUCCCAAAAGCUAACCCUUUACCCCUUAGGUAUGUAUUUUGACUCAUGUUUUGUCCUUUUAAAAGUUACAUUGAAUUUAAUAACUUUCUUACUAAAUUCAAGUCUUAAAGGCUUCAUUUCCAACCCUUAGUUACUGAUGAGCAGCAAACCGCAUAAAAUCUGAGCAGACUGCGAGUUACUUGCAGGCUGUUCUGGUUUUAUGCUGGUUGCAAAAGCCAUUUUCACUUUGCUUCUUAUAAGGGUAAGGGUGAAGUGAAUGUUACAUAUGGACUGUUUUUUUUUUGCAUUCCAUGAGGAAUUUAAAAGAUUUCUAGAUCUUUCCUUCGUGCUUUCAUCACAGUGAAUAUAUUAUUAAAGAUUUGAAUUUUGGUUCUAGUAGGUUUUUUGAAAGACACAAGUGUGAAAUGAAUAAUGAAUAAAAGAUCAAAAACAGUAUACUUGUAUAUGCAUUCAAAUAUUUUUUUGUUUAGAUAAAAUUGUUUUAUAACCAAAGGAAACAUGAUACUUAAUGUGACUCGUACUCAAAUAAAUGUUAAUUGGCAGUAUUCCAAAAUAUGACCAUUGUUUUUCUAAGUGAUUGGUUGUGUUAAAUGUGGUUGUAUACUUUGUUAGGAGAAACGAGUACUUUUUUUAUCAAGGAUCGAUAAUUUACUCUAUGUUUGGGUAGUUUUCAGAUGUUGAGUAAUUGCCUUGGCAAAGAAACAAUCAGUUAAUUAACUACUCUACAGGGCUGUUUUUCUUCGCUGAGAAUGGCAGUUUUCCCCAAAUUUGAAAAGUUUGUGGCUCAAAUUUUCACAAUUUAGAGAAGUUUAAGACUCAAAAUUUCAUAAGAUGGAAAUGUUCUUGACUUAUUUUGUCACAAUUCUGAGCAGUUUACGACUUUUUUUCACAAAAAGAGGGAGUGAAGACGGCUUCACAAAAAUGGUGGGAAAAGGCCUUAAGCAUAAAAUUAAAAAAAGUGAUUGAUAAUAUCCAAAACAUACAUCUUCAGAAAAUUUAGUUCUGAAAAAUAACACAACAGCAUUUUUGCAAAUUUAAAAAAGCUUUUACAGAAGAUGUAUUUACUGUUGUAUCCAUAUGAUAGCAACAUGUUUGUGCCAGAAUGAUUGAAUGUGUAAAUGGUGGAAUGCAGAUUAUUUGUGCUUGAGUUUGAACUUACUGUAUUGUAACUUGCUUUGUACAAUUUUGUUUCUGAUAAACCUUUUCUCUUAACUUGCACACAUUAGCAGAAAACUGUUAGGCAAAGACAUGGCAUGUAAUUACCAACUUUCACAUGCAUUUAAGUUUUAAAGAAAUGUAAAAAAAAAAAAUGAUUUUGAAAUACUACGCAAUUGUUUAAAAGCUAAUCAAAUGUUAAAUAAUUUUUUUUAAAUGUUUUAUAUUGGAAGUAAUUUUAUAAAGUUGUUAAAAUGCAUAUUUGCUUGUGACAAAAUCUUAAUUAAAAAUGAGAAUUGUAAGAUUGUUUCUCAAGUUUCAACUAAGAUUCUUUAUAUAUACCAGCCUAGGAAUACAUCUAAAGGCAGUAUAGUAAAUCAUUGUUCUGUCACAUGCCAUAUGUUUACUUGCAAUAUUCCAGUUUUAAAAAUAGUUUAAAUCAAGUGUGUAUUGAAAGGCUAUUGAAACCAAAUAAAGAACAGUCCAAGAUUUGUCUGUAUAAUUUUGUCAACAUGUAGACCAAUUUUUUGCAAUUCAUAUGCAUAUGAAUUGAAGCCUUUGUGGUUACAUUUUAGUUCUUAGCAAGAUCACUUUGUUAACAGUGUGCCCUCUGUACAUUCUUUGGCUUCCAAAAUUUUGUUCCAAGUGGAUUUUUUUCUUAUUUCAUGCUUUGUUAUAUCUGUCUUUCAAAUCUAGUACUCUUUUUGAUAGUUUUUUAAAAGUCUUUCAGAGCUCAGUUAGUAAACUGUUGUUUUUUAAAUGUAUGCAUGAAUAAAUAAAACACAUUUUAGCCAGCUGAA
Messenger RNA from Dreissena polymorpha, 6327 nucleotides. RefSeq names its product transportin-1-like. NCBI's taxonomy places the organism in Eukaryota, Metazoa, Mollusca, Bivalvia, Myida, Dreissenidae. Bases 40 to 2721 code for a protein of 893 amino acids. The record is from RefSeq and is a predicted model, not a curated record. Gene Ontology annotation, molecular function: nuclear import signal receptor activity; small GTPase binding. Gene Ontology annotation, cellular component: nucleus; cytoplasm. Gene Ontology annotation, biological process: protein import into nucleus. The transcript has 23 exons.